AUGACAACCACAAUCAUAUCACUAACAACCACAGUCUCACGAACAACCACAGUCUCACUAACAACCACAAUCAUAUCACUAACAACCGCAGUCUCACUAACAACCACAAUCAUAUCACUAACAACCACAGUAUCACUAACAACCACAAUCAUAUCACUAACAACCACAUCAGUCUCACUAACAACCACAGUCUCACUAACAACCACAGUCUCACUAAUCACUAACAACCACAGUCUCAAUAACAACCAUAAUCGUACCACUAACAACUACAGUCUCACUAACAACUACAUCUUACUAACAAUCACAAUCAUAUCAUUAACAACUACAAUCUCACUAACAACUACAGUCUCACUAACAACCACAAUCAUAUCACUAACAACUACAGUCUUACUAACAACCACAGUCUCGAUAACAACCACAAUCAUACCACUAACAACCACACUCUCGCUAACAGCCACAAUCAUAUCAUUAACAAAGCUCAUUUUCCUCUGCGUCAUUGGGUCCGCUAGCGGCCUCACAACCUGCGGCAUCACUCUAACAACAUCUACACCUGCGGAUGCUACUGCAAAGGACUUAAUAAAACCUGGGAAACUGCGACCCACUGUUGCAUCAGUCUACCCAUAUCUACGGCUGCGGAUGCCGCCACCCCCGUGGACUUAA
Molecule: messenger RNA, 660 nt
Organism: Homarus americanus (American lobster)
Lineage: Eukaryota; Metazoa; Arthropoda; Malacostraca; Decapoda; Nephropidae
Product: agglutinin-like protein ARB_02240
Exons: 5
Coding region: 1-660 (219 amino acids)
Source: RefSeq, a predicted model, not a curated record